Molecule: messenger RNA, 1820 nt
Organism: Drosophila simulans
Lineage: Eukaryota; Metazoa; Arthropoda; Insecta; Diptera; Drosophilidae
Product: zinc finger protein 782
Biological process (GO): regulation of transcription by RNA polymerase II
Cellular component (GO): nucleus
Molecular function (GO): RNA polymerase II cis-regulatory region sequence-specific DNA binding; zinc ion binding; DNA-binding transcription factor activity
Source: RefSeq, a predicted model, not a curated record
AGUGCCACCACUAACGCAUCAGCUGGACUUUGGCAACACUGUUUGGGACGCUAAAUUAAGCUAUUUAUUUGAGAGUAAGUUAUCUACUGCGGAUUUCAAUCCAGGACAACCAUGUCGCCGCCGUCCAGCCCCGCUCCACGCCGGCCGUUCCCCAUGGAUGCCUUGUGCCGCGUGUGCCACAAGGCAUCGCCGCUCUGCCUGUCGCUCUUCAAACAGCUCGACAAUCCAAUUUCCGGCAAACUUGCGACGCUGGCCAGCGUUUUAAGCUACUGCAGCGGUCUGGAGAUCCAAGAGGAGGAGCUCUUCCUCCCCCACCACAUCUGCCCGGGCUGCGUGGCCAAGUUGCAACUCUCGCUGGAGUUCAAGCGGAGUGUCCACCGCAUGGACAGAAUUCUGCGGCAGAGUCAUGCGGACUUUUGCCGCAGCAAAAGGAUCAGCGCGGUGAAUACUAGGCCCAGGCUGUCACCCGAGAUUCCGGAGGACAUUGUACUUGUGCUCGAUGACCAGGAGGUGACUGAGCAUCCAGCAGAAACGGUACGAAAUGAGGAGGAACUCGUGGUCGUAGAAUCAGAUGAGGAGGAAAGCCGGGUGGAAGGGCCAAUUAUACAGGAGGAGAGGCUGGAUAAUGCACUGGAACAGCAAGCAGACUUUCCAGAUGACGAUAUCUGCGAGAUUGUCGACGAUUCGGAUACGGAGCAACGUAGGAGCAGGUUAGGAAGAUCCAAGCCGUCGCUGCAAAGUUCCAUUUGCGGCAAACAACUGCACAGCAAGCGGACCUUUCAGAACCACAUGACGCUACAUAGCCCGCAUCCCGUUCGCCAAGAUGGCAACGUCGACUGCAUUGAAGAAUCCCUCCAAGUAGAGCCCGUAUUGCAGGCCAAUGCUGGCGAAGAUCUCUACGAGAUUGUGGAGAAAACAGCGCAGCCUUCUGCGGCGCAGAGAACUUUUCCGAGUAGGAGCCGGCUGUGGAAACCACUCAAUCCCUGCCUAAAGUGCCAAAUCUGCGGCAAGCAACUAAGCACCAACAACUCCUUCAAGUACCACAUGCAGCUACAUGGCACGGCCAGGCCCUACGUUUGCACGAUCUGCGGAGAGUCCUUCAAGACGCGAAACGCCCACGACGGCCAUGUCACGCUGCACGAUCGAAACAAUCCGAAUCGGUGCCCCACCUGCUUCAAGGUCUUCCGGCAGGCAUCCUCGCUGCGCACACACCUUCUAAUCCACAGCGGAAUCAAGCCAUUCCCGUGCACCAUCUGCGGCAAGAGGCUGACCCAGAAGUCGGGCCAAAAGAAGCACAUGCUCACCCACACGGGCGAGAUGCCGCACGGCUGCGACAUCUGCGGCCGCCGCUUCCGCUUCUCGAGCAACCUGGCUGCCCACAAGCGCUGCCACAGCCAGGAGAAGCCCCACCCGUGCCCGGUGUGCCAGGAGCGCAGCUUCGGCAGCAGGUCCGAGCUCAACCGCCACAUGCUCGUCCACAGCAGCGAGCGACCAUUCGGCUGUGAGCAGUGCGGCAAGUCCUUCAAGCGCCGCAUCUCACUCGGCAUCCACCGCCAGUCGCACAAGGCGGGCAGGCAGCGUCAAGUGGUGGUCCAACUGGAGGAGCAGGACGAGCAUGAGGAGACCUGAAUCUGCACACAAGUCACGACAUUUAGUUUUAGUUCAUUUCGCUUUUAUUUUCGGUACUUUCUCUCGCACAAUAACAAGUUUUAAGUGUUACUAUUGUUACAUACAUAUGUACGCUCUAGGAUAACAUUUGUUGUGUUCCCACCGAAAAUAAAGCGUUUCAUACAUACAUAUAUAUAUAUGGUCAACAAACA